AGCAACAGCAACAGCAAAGUGAAAAAUCAAAUUAAUUUUUUAAAAAAAAUGUUUUCCUGGGUGUUUUUCGUGAUUGCUUUCAUUGCAACUUUUGCUAUUGUAUCUCAAGCUCAACCGCAACGACUGCAACCAUUUAGAUAUGACGAUCCGCGAGUUCUUCAAGCCGUUCAAGAUGCUUUUCAAAAUUACUUCAAGAACCUACCGCUACCAUGAUUAACAACCAAAGUUUUCAAUAACAAAAUCUCAUACUUAACCGAAGAAGAAUAAUGCGCAUUUAAAUGGCAAAUGGAAAAAAAUUUAUAAAUAUUAUUAUUAUUAUUUUUCUUUCUGAAUAAAUAAGUUUCAUCAUUU
Molecule: messenger RNA, 351 nt
Organism: Pediculus humanus corporis (human body louse)
Lineage: Eukaryota; Metazoa; Arthropoda; Insecta; Psocodea; Pediculidae
Exons: 2
Coding region: 49-213 (54 amino acids)
Source: RefSeq, a predicted model, not a curated record